AUGUCUCUCUCAAUACCCAACGCCCCCAACGCCGGCUUGUUCAAGCAAGGCUACCAGAACUACGACGCUGAAGAUGGCGCUGUUAUCCGCAACAUCGAUGCCUGCCGAACUAUUGCCCAGACCGUUCAGACCUCUCUAGGUCCCUAUGGCCGCAACAAGAUCGUCAUAAACCACCUCCAAAAGAUGAUCCUCACCUCAGACGCGGCAACAAUAUUGCGAGAACUCGAGGUUGUACACCCUGCGGCAAAGCUCCUUGUCAUGGCCAGCCAGCAACAAGAGGCAGAGAUGGGUGAUGCGACAAACCUGGUCAUUGUUUUGGCUGGUGAGCUGUUGAAGAAGGCCGAGGAGUUAAUACGGAUGGGCCUGAAGACAAGUGACAUUGUCUUGGGUUACGAAAAGGCACAACUUGCGGCUCUGCAGACACUGGAGGAGCUGGUAUGUGACAAGGUCGAAGACAUCCGCUCGCAGCAAGAACUCAGCAAAGCCAUCCGCACCGUAGUCGCAGCCAAGCAGUCCGGCAGCGAAGACUUUCUUGCUGACCUCGUCGCCGAAGCCGUUCUCGCUGUCCUCCCCAAGAACCCCGUCAACUUCAACGUCGACAACGUCCGCGUAGUCAAGAUUAUGGGUGGUGCUCUAGAGCAGAGCAAAGUUGUCAAGGGCAUGGUCUUCGCAAGGCAGCCAGACGGCACUGUCACGAAGGCGACAAAGGCCAAGGUCGGAGUCUUCUCAUGUCCAGUGGACAUUUCACAAACCGAGACCAAGGGCACGGUAUUGCUACACAACGCAAAGGAGAUGAUGGACUUCACAAAGGGCGAGGAGCAGCAAGUGGAGCAGAUCAUCAAGGAGCUCCACGACUCUGGUAUGAGGGUCGUUGUUGCUGGCUCGACCGUCGGAGAGCUGGCCCUUCACUACCUCAACCGCUACAACAUCCUCGUUAUCAAGGUCCUUUCCAAGUUCGAGCUUCGCCGGUUAUGCAGGGUGGUCGGUGCUACACCGCUCGCUCGCCUUGGUGCGCCUAUGCCAGACGAGAUGGGUACCAUUGACGUCGUUGAGACUAUGGAGAUUGGCGGCGACCGCGUCACAGUAUUCAGGCAAGAGAACGAACAGACACGGACCGCGACCCUGGUCCUACGCGGUGCUACUCAGAACCACCUCGACGAUGUAGAGCGGGCUAUCGACGACGGUGUGAACGUAGUCAAGGCCAUCACUCGUGACCCCCGGCUGGUACCAGGUGCAGGAGCAACGGAGAUGCAGCUUGUUGAAAAGAUCAAGGCGAUCGCGGACAAGACAUCAGGACUGGCACAAUACUCCAUCCGCAAGUAUGCCGAGGCUUUCGAGGUCAUCCCACGGACGCUCGCGGAGUCGGCCGGUCUGGAUGCAACUGAAGUUCUCGCUAAGCUAUACGUUGCACAUGCUGCACAGAAGGGCAGGAAAGACGACGAGUGGACGGUCGGUGUCGACAUCGAGAACGACGACAACACUGGUACACUUGACGCGAAGGAGGAGGGCAUUCUGGAUCUCUGGGUCAGCAAGAUGUGGGCCAUCAAGCUCGCGACCGAGGCUGCGAGGACGGUUCUGAGCGUCGACCAGAUCAUUGUCGCAAGGCAAGCUGGUGGUCCCAAGAUGCCUGGAAAGGCGCAGCCGGGCAACUGGGAUCAGGAUGAUUAG
Alternaria atra is the source of this 1668-nucleotide messenger RNA. RefSeq lists its product as uncharacterized. Gene Ontology annotation, biological process: protein folding. The coding region runs from base 1 to 1668 and encodes 555 amino acids. Lineage: Eukaryota; Fungi; Ascomycota; Dothideomycetes; Pleosporales; Pleosporaceae. Gene Ontology annotation, cellular component: chaperonin-containing T-complex. Gene Ontology annotation, molecular function: ATP binding; ATP hydrolysis activity; ATP-dependent protein folding chaperone. The record is from RefSeq and is a predicted model, not a curated record. The transcript has 3 exons.